This is a messenger RNA of Diuraphis noxia (Russian wheat aphid), 2686 nucleotides long. RefSeq lists its product as uncharacterized. The record is from RefSeq and is a predicted model, not a curated record. Lineage: Eukaryota; Metazoa; Arthropoda; Insecta; Hemiptera; Aphididae.
CGACAGUCGUACACGGCCCCGCAGAAUCGUCGAACGGAAACGGAAAGAAAAAAUUCUCUCACUCUCUUUCACUCUGUCUCUCUUCGSGUCCGUCUCGUCCGCGCAUCGUCUCGCCGCCACCUCGACCACCAGGACAAUAAUAUUAUAAUCAGACCUACGAUCUACACUCAAUACGAUUAUUCUAUUUUUUAAAUAGAGUGUAUGAUAGGUACACUCGCAAUAAAAUAUCGCCGCGACAACGAUUCGAUCGGUCGGUCUCGAGCUUGAGUAAUACAACUAUAUCAAUACCUAUAUAGGUACACAUGAAAUAAUUGUUUUUUUUUUUUUUUAUAUAAUUCGUACAGGUACCACACACACUCACGCGCGCGCGAACGACAUCGCGAAACUUCCACGAUAUAUCAUCGUAAUCGUCAUUGUUUUUGUGUCAUUGACAAAACAAAACGGUACCCGCGGCCUGUCACAUCUGUUCGGUGGCUUGUGACGAACACAAAAGAUCCGAUCCAACAAAACAACGUAAACGCAGACGCACAUGCCAUAUCCGAGACGACCCCAAAGCUCUAUAUAACAACGAUAUCGAUUACGUAUCGUCGACAAUUAUUACACUCCGCGGCGUCACGAUAAUAAUAUAUUGAUAACAUUUUUUUUUUUCAUUCCAUUUCCGUCCGAUCAGCGUCCCCGUCAUCAUCAUCACCACCGACGACGAUGGCCGUCGACGGGAAAAACACUUCCGGCCGGCUCGUCGCCGCGACCGUCCUCUGGCUGCUCGUCGCGAUCUUCGCAAACCAGGAUUAUGUAAACUGUGCCGGAGAAGAAUAUGAGCAGCAACAACAACAACAACAGCAACAACAACGACAACAACAACCACAACGACAACCACAACCACAACCACAACCACAGCCACAACCACAACCACAACUACAACCACAACCACUACCAAACCAAAAGUCGACACAUCAAUAUGUAUAUCCACAACAACAACAGCCGCCACCGCCAUUAACACAUCAAUAUGUAUCUUCACUACAACAACAGCAGCAACGGCCAUUAACACAGCAAUUUGUACCUAAUAUGCGACCACAGCAGCCACUACCACAACUACCAUCAAAUCUAUUGACUCGGCCACCUGGUUUUGGAAUCAAUAAUCCACAACCACAGCGACCAAAUCAACAACAAAGCAAUGUUGCUAGUCCAUUAAAUAUGCCGGGCGAUGGCCGAAUAUCUGAAGGUCUAACUUCGGUUUCCGCUAUGCAGGCCGGUGGCUCAUCACAGGUGCCGAUCACAGGUUCAACUGUCGAUGAAACUAAUCAAGGGAUGAACCCACAGUUUCGAUUGAACUCGCCGUCAGAGCUGAACUCUAACUCACCAUUGUUACCGACCAAUCCACCAGUAGGCCAAAUCCAACUUAGACCUCCUGCACAGUUAACCGAACAAACGAAUAACGGGCAAGAACCUCUGAAUAACGCACAAGAGUCAAUGAGAAACCCUCAAAAUAAAUAUCCGCAGCAAAUGCCGUCAAUGCAAUAUCCACCACUUAAUCAAAUUUCCAUGAGGCCUAUGAUGGGUCAACAGAGACCAUACCAACAACAAUUGUAUUUCAAUGGCCACGCUUACGAAGCUCCGCCGCCAAACAACACACCAGGUUUACAGGGAUAUAACAUUGGAGACAUGAUGCAGYMUAUGUAUAAUAUGAUGAAUAAUAUGAUACCGCAAAACGUCGACAAAAUGUGCCAGUACGGAAGGGGAAUCAAGGAGGGCUUGAGCAGAACGUUUAGCGAGGUGGCCGACAGAGUAAUCAAACAGGGCCAUUCGGGCGUGAAGAAAGUCUUAGGCAUGGGCUCGAACGGAGCCGACGUUUUCUUUAACAUCGGCCGGAAAAUCUUAAUCCCGAAUCCCAAGAACCAGCAGGCCGGUGGUGGUCUCGGCGACUGGUAUAAUUCGCCACAGCAGAACAUGCAACCGGGCAACGGCUUCAACCCCAAACAGCCACUGCCGGUUCAAAUGAGCUACAAUAAUAUGCAGCCUCGCCCGGCGGCAGUGCAGUUCAUGGGAGGAAACAAUAACGGUCGACCUCCCGCACAGGGCACCACUACACAGUUUAUGKAGUACUCGCAACAGAGGCCGGAGCCCAACUACGCCGUGAAUAAUYCCACCAAUCCCCCGCAGCCAAUCAUCCGCUACGCCACUGUCUAAGGACAUCCUCUCGUGGUAYUCCAUUGAUUGUUCUUCCCAAGGGCAACCGAUAUCUUCAGCUUUUUCAUAUCCUCACCGUAUGCACGUCACUAUAAUUUAUGAAAUAAGAAAAACUUGCAUUGUUAUUUUCUUAAUAUAUUAGGGCUGCAAUUUUAAUUCGCAAUGUUCCAAUCAUUAUUAUUAUUAUUUAGCAUAUUAUGCACGAGGUGCACGAUAAAUGUACAAGAAAUAGUGUCAGAAAUUAAACAAAAGUUUUGUAGAAAACUUUUAAAAAGACAAAAGGAUAAAAGUGUAUUAUUAUUAUACUGUAAUAACAGACUAAUAAAGUAGGUUAAGGCUCUAUAAUUUUAUUAUUCCAAUACUAUUGUCGUACUUUAAAUAGGUAACUACCAUCACUAUUUUUACGAUGUUUUUUUUCAAUUGUACCUAAGUAAAAAGCAAUUAUUAUUGGUUCAGUAAAUCAAUAAAAGUUACUCUUUUUACAAAUCAACUGCACGUA